Adineta steineri is the source of this 207-nucleotide messenger RNA. Lineage: Eukaryota; Metazoa; Rotifera; Eurotatoria; Adinetida; Adinetidae. The record is from the annotation of a GenBank genome assembly.
AUGAGUGGUUUACUUCGAGAUGGAGAAGAAGCGUUCGUAGACCGUGAGGCAGAUAAACUGGUUAACGAUAUUAUUCCAGGUGGCAGUGGUUUAGUUGGUGGUACUGUUCAAACUGGUGCUGAUCAAUUUGUGAAUAAUGAAAUUAAUAAUAGUCUAUUCGGUGGUGGACUUGGAAGUAAUGGAAAUGGUGGUGGUGGAAUAUUUUAA